AUGCUCCGAGAAAGCAAGGGUCGAUUCUUCGUGUUGAAUAAUGAGAUCGGUGGCAUCAGUGUGAGUGAACUACCCGACAAUUAUGCGAGUGGCAGCAGUGGGGACUGUUCUACCGUAUACGAGCUCGGCGGUGGUUGCCUCUGCUGUAAUCUGCGGAACGACUUGAUGGCGAAGCUAGAAGGUCUAGGGAAGAAGGCUCUAGCAGCGCCUAGUGAUGAUCCUGUCAACGGAAUCAUCCUGGAAACGACCGGUUUGGCUACUCCUGGACCAGUUGUUCAAGGCCUCGUGGCACAGCCUCCUGAGGGCAUUGUUCUCCGUAAAGUUGUUACGCUUGUCGAUGCUUCUAACUUCAUUGAGCAGUACAAGCGAGUGACAGACCCUCGGAGCUCCGAGCUCGUCCAACAACUGGUGUUCGCGGACCUUGUGAUCAUUAACAAAUGUGAUUUGGUUGACGACCAGACUGCCGCACAGAUAGAGGAUACGAUCCGGUCUAUCAAUCCAGUGUGCCGGUUAGUACGCACGGUCCACUCUGACAUCUCUAUGGAAGAAGUCCUGCGAUCUCAAGGCGAUACUUAUACGAGUCCCGGCGAUCUCAAUGAUGUGCCUCAGCAUAAGCCCUGGCGUGAUGGUGUUUGUAGCUGUGCUCUGAGCGGACCAUAUCCAGCCUCAAAAGGAGUAGCGAUAGAUAUUGAAAAGUUCCGUGCAUGGCUGCAAGAUUUUGUCGAGAACAACAGGGUGUUUCGGGUCAAGGGCAUGCUGAUUGCUGGCGAUGGAAAGAGGUAUCUACUGCAAGGUGUUGAGAAGUCCUUUCAAUUGGUCGAAACGGAUUGUCCGUCCGAGAUGGCCAGCAAAGUUAACAAGUUGGUUGUGAUUGGCCAGAGGAUUCAGGAACAUAUGGGUGACGAGAUUGACAAGUCCCUUAAUGCCCUCCUCGUUGAUCGCAAGGACAUGGAAACGUCGAAGCCCACCUGGGUGAAGGCUUAUGUCGGGAAAGAUUGGACGGAUGCUGAGCAGUGGUCUCCUUAG
This is a messenger RNA of Perkinsus marinus ATCC 50983, 1026 nucleotides long. RefSeq names its product COBW domain-containing protein, putative. The transcript is spliced from 3 exons. The coding region runs from base 1 to 1026 and encodes 341 amino acids. The record is from RefSeq and is a predicted model, not a curated record. NCBI's taxonomy places the organism in Eukaryota, Perkinsozoa, Perkinsida, Perkinsidae. Gene Ontology annotation, cellular component: cytoplasm.